CGUAUCUUUGAAGUAGAACGCAGAAGGCAGAACAAUUGUAUUUUGGAUUCCUUGCCGUGCGGAUGCGGAUCGCGUCGCGUAGUCAGAAAUACAGCAAACAGAAAACAGAACAGAAAACAGAGAAGAAGAAAAAUAUAAACUGAAACACUGAAGCAACACUCUAAUAAUAAUCACAAUAACAAUAAUAAUAAUAAUAUUCAAACAUCCAUUUCACCGUGUGUUUUUUGUGCCAAGAAAAAAAAAAAGCGAAUUUCAAACAAACAAAACAACAUUAUUUUUUUUUGUCGUGCUUGUGUUCUUGUGUGUGGCAAAACAACAUAAUAACUUUUUAGCAGCAGAGCGAAAAAAAAAAGAGUUUUAUAUACUUUUUUUUUUUGUUUCUCCAACAACGACAACGGCGACGACGACGACGACGGCGACGUUAACGUGUUUUGUUGUUACGCUCACUUGUCUCUCAGUGUGUGUUGUUGUGCCAGGGCUGCCAGAUCGCGAGUUAUGAAAGCGCAGCGCGUCGCCAGCGUCGCACGCCAGCAACAACAACAGCAGCAACAGCAGCAGCAACUUUGACAAUAACUAAAUAACAAUAAUUAUUAUACACAACAAAAUAAAAGAAUAAAACUAUUUUUGAUACACUACAAAAUAUACAACAACAAAAAGAAACAAGAAUUAUGGAUAACAGCAGCGAACAAAGUUCGACAGUCAACGGCAACAGCAACAACAGCAACAACAACAGUUCUGCAGCAGCAACCGCAGCAGCAGCGAUGGCAGCAGCAGCCGCUUUAAGCUUUAACCAACAGAAGCAACAACAGCAGCAACAGCAACCGCGUCACCUUAAGGAGCCAGCGGCAGCAACUGUUGCUGCUGCGGAGCGACAACAGCAAUCGCCGUCGGAGAGUUGCAACACAAAUGCAAAUGCAAACGCUUGCAGCCCCAAAAUGGGUUCGCGUCGCAUCUUCACGCCGCACUUUAAGCUGCAGGUGCUCGAAUCGUAUCGCAACGACAACGAUUGCAAGGGCAACCAACGUGCCACAGCCCGCAAGUACAACAUUCAUCGCCGUCAGAUACAAAAGUGGCUGCAAUGCGAGCCCAAUUUGCGUUCUUCGGUGGCCAACAAUCAGCAUCAGCAGCAGCAACAGCAGCAACAGUUGCAGCAGCAAUCCCAAUCGCAGCAGCAGCAGCAAUUGCAACUACAGCAGCAGCAGCAACAUCAACAACAGCAGCAACAACAGCAGCAGCAGCAACAACAAUCGCAACAACAAUCGGCUGCCUUGAAGACGCAUCAAUUUCACAACUUGCCACAUCCGUUGGCGCAUCACGUGCACCAUCAUCAUCAUCAUCAUGCUGCCGCUGCCGCAGCGGCAGCCGCUGCUGCUGCCGCCGCUGCUGCUGCGCAUGCGCAUCACUUUUUGGCCAACGGUUUUGCGACGGCGCAUCAUCAUCAUCAUCAUCAUUUGGGGGCGCCACCGCCGCCGCCACCGCCACCGCCGCCAACACAGCAGCAGCAGCCACAGCAGCAGCAACCACAACAAUUGCAUGCGCCUGUUGCCAUGUUGCCGACAUCGAAUGGCGACAAAGCUACCAGCAAUGGUUGCCACAACAACGGCAGCAGCAGCAACAGUUGCGAGGCUGCCAACAGUGCCACAGCGUUGCCAUAUAGUUCAAACUCCCAAGUGCCAAACAUCAGCAACAUCAGCAGCAGCAGCAACAGCAGCAGCAGCAACUCCUCCGCCAGCAACAACACCGUCAGCAACUCCUCCAGCAGCAACAGCCACAACAACAACAACAACAACUCGAGCAACAUGCCAGCAACACUCGCGUAUGCCGCGUAUCUGCCACAGUUGCAUGCAGCCGCUGCUUAUUUGCCAGCGCCGCAGUUGGAGUUGCGUCUGAAGCCGCCAGCAGCCACGCCCACCGCGCCCAUGGAUCUCUCGCUCAGCAGCGCAGCGCGUCGCCAACGCGAGCAACAACAGCAGCAGCAGCAACAACAGCAACAACAGCAACAACAGCAGCAACAGUUGCUGGUGGAUUUGAGUUGCCGCAAGCGUGCGGCACAAACGUUGUGGCAAGCAGGCGACGAGGAUGAGGAUGAGGCAGCGCACAAAAUGACCAAACUGGAGGCCAUCAAAUGCGAAACCGAAGACAACGAAGACGUCGAUGUCGAUGUCGAUGUGGAGGCCGAAGCGGAGCCCGAAGCAACAACAACAACAACCACAACAACAACAACAACAUCGACGGCAACCGAAGCGAAAUUGCUGCUGCCGGUGAAGCAGGUGAAACUGUUUAAACCGUAUUUGCUGGAUGAACGCGAGACGCAGCUGGAGCUGCGUUUGCACGACGCUGAGGAUGAGGAAGCGGAAGAAACGGAACGUGAGGCGGAUGCCGAUGAGGAGGAGCAACAGCAACGGGAGCAACGGGAGCAACCACAGCAAAGGGAGCCCAUCAUUUGGAGCAAUGCGCCGUUGGCUGCAGCGAGUUGCUUUCAGUCGCCGCCAUUGCUGAUGCAGCUGCCACAUGCCACAACGACGGCAGCCACAAGCUCAAUGCCGGCAUUUCCCGCCGGGAGUCCUCAGCAUCAGUUUCACGGCGGCAACAACAGCUGCAGCAGCAGCAGCAGUUCCAUCUCCAGUUCCAGUUCCAGUUCCAGUUCCAGUGGCAGCGACUGCUCCAAGCCAUCGACGCCACAAAGCGUGCUCAGUCCAUUUUCGGCGCCGGCGCUCUCACCCACCGGCUUCUGUUGCCCCAAAGGUUCGCCCGUGUCUGGGUACGAGAGCAGCAGCAGCACCUACAGCGACAGCAGCAGCAGCCACAGCAUGUGUCACAGCAGCAGCAGCAACCACAGCAGCAGCAACGGCAACGGCAACAGCAACAGCUCCACUCAUGGCUACAGUCUCCAGUUGCAGUUGCAUGCCGCCGUCUACAACGAUCACAUGAUACGCAUGAAGCAACAACAGCAACAGCAGCAACAACAGCAGCAACAGCGGCAGCAGCAACCAUUGCUGCCACAACAGCAACAGUUGCUGCAACGUUGGCUCGAUCAGGAGGCGCUGGUCGCCUUAGGGGCGCCACGCCUUACGCCUCCGCUGACAGUUGCCGAAGCUGCUGCCGCCGCCGCUGCAGCCGCUGCUGUUGCAGCAGCAACCACAACGCCCAGCAAUAAUGCUCGCGCAUUGCUGGCCUAAAAGAGUGAGGGAGAUCGAAAGAGUGAGUGAGACAGAGACAGAGAGAGAGAGAGAGAGAGAGAGAGGAAGCGACAAUACAAUCCCACCAAGCAGGGGGGCGUGGCCAUGGGCCUGGUCCUUGGCCUUGUAAGUUAAUUAUACAUUAAUAACAAUAAGAAUAAAUACAACAAAAAAAAGAAAUAUACUU
This is a messenger RNA of Drosophila nasuta, 3366 nucleotides long. RefSeq names its product transcriptional repressor brinker (gene brk). The record is from RefSeq and is a predicted model, not a curated record. The coding region runs from base 669 to 3179 and encodes 836 amino acids. NCBI's taxonomy places the organism in Eukaryota, Metazoa, Arthropoda, Insecta, Diptera, Drosophilidae. The transcript has a single exon.